AUGAAGUUAGCGUUCUUUAUUGCAGCACUCGUUGCUUUUUUUUAUCUGACUGAGGCAGAUGACAUUUACAAACCUAAUCCUACGAUCGGUCCUUAUUGCCCGAAAACAUGUCACAAAGUGUUCGUAUGCGACAAAUAUAAAGUGGAAAAAAUCUGGAGCAUAGUUGACAAUCAAUGUCGCGUAUUCCAGAAUCAGUGCUACCUUGACAGAUUCAAUUGCGAGCGCAUCAACCAAUGCCUGCCAACCGUGGGCCCAAAUACGAUACCCGAUUGCGAGCGUCAUUGCAAUUUCGCGUGCCCAUCCAUGGGCUUUGGGGUGUGCGCCACAUUUUACAAACAAUUCGGAUCUAUUGUGUUUAAAAUGACUUUCACCAGUAAAUGUCAUUUGGAUCAAUACGCCUGCCAGAACGGUGUUGCUUAUUCGCCUGAUGAGGUCACUUUGGGUCCAUGUCCUCCAUAAAACUUAAUUGAAAAUAUUAAGUAACAUGUAUAUGCAGCAAUAAUUUUUAAUUUUUGUAAA
Molecule: messenger RNA, 519 nt
Organism: Drosophila busckii
Lineage: Eukaryota; Metazoa; Arthropoda; Insecta; Diptera; Drosophilidae
Exons: 3
Coding region: 1-459 (152 amino acids)
Source: RefSeq, a predicted model, not a curated record